Molecule: messenger RNA, 543 nt
Organism: Babesia bigemina
Lineage: Eukaryota; Apicomplexa; Aconoidasida; Piroplasmida; Babesiidae
Product: ADP-ribosylation factor 1
Exons: 3
Coding region: 1-543 (180 amino acids)
Molecular function (GO): GTP binding; GTPase activity
Source: RefSeq, a predicted model, not a curated record
AUGGUUGGGAUCCUGGAGAGGAUUAAAAAUUUCAGAAACCGGGAAAGCAUCCACAUCUUCUUGUGCGGAUUGCGUGGAUCUGAUUGGGAAGGUAUAUGCAGCGAGAUAGAGCCCACUACGUUGUACCACUACGAGGAGUUGCAUAUAAGGGGAAAGCGUUUCAGCAUCUGGGAUUUCAGUGGAGAUGCAAAGGUCAAAUGUAUUCCUGCCUAUGUCGCUCGGAGUGUUAAUGUUGCCGCCGUAAUUUUCGUUGUUAGUGCGACUGAACAUGCCGAUUCAUCAUGCAGGGAACUGCUUGAUAGAAUACGGAGAAUGGACAUGGAUGAUGCAUUUUCUAGCUCGUUGUUCGUUAUACUUUUAAAUAAGAUAUCUAGCGGCUCUCAAUACAACGGUUUGGAAACCUUUUUAAAGCGCCAACUUUCUGAUCCUCACCGCUUUAUCUUUGUAGUGGUAAACGUGUUACACGGUUUGAAAGACGCUGCGUGGUUACAAUUACUCGAUGCGAUUUAUGCACAUCACAAGAAGACCGUGGCGUCGGCAUAA